Messenger RNA from Cuscuta epithymum, 972 nucleotides. The record is from the annotation of a GenBank genome assembly. NCBI's taxonomy places the organism in Eukaryota, Viridiplantae, Streptophyta, Magnoliopsida, Solanales, Convolvulaceae.
GCUAAACGUUAUUCCAAGUACUAAAUCUGAAAUCUCAUAAUAAUAUAUUGUUUUCUCAGCUAAACAUAAUUAAGAUCAAAGUAACCUAAAAGGAUGGUGCCUAAGGUCUACGGCAGCUUGAUGUCACCGGCGACGUUGAGAGUUAUUGCAUGCCUCAAAGAGAAGGAGCUCAAGUACGAACUUGUCCCGGUUAAUUUGCAGGCCGGAGAACACAAAAAAAAACCUUUCCUCCUACUAAAUCCCUUUGGUCAAGUGCCAGCUUUCGAGGACGGAGAUGUGAAGCUCUAUGAGUCACGAGCAAUAACCCGAUACAUUGAACGCACAUAUGCUGAUCGUGGGAGCCAAUUGGUCCCUAAAGAUUUCGAUAAUAAAGAAUUGGCGAUCAUGCGGGUGUGGAUGGAGGUUGAGGCUCAGCAUUUUGAUAAGGUGGCAUCUAAGCUGGUCUUUGAGCUCAUCAUAAAGCCAAUGACCGGCAGAGUGAGCGACGAUGCUGACGUGGCACGACAUGAGAAUGCGCUCACCAAGGUUCUCGACGUGUACGAGAAACGACUUAAGGUGUCAAAAUACUUGGGCGGGGAAUAUUUUACAUUGGUUGAUCUUCACCACACACCUAUCAUAAGUCAACUCAUGGGUACUAAAGUGAAGGAUAGUUUUCAAGAGCGUCCACAUGUUGCUGCUUGGGUUUCUAAACUCUUGGCCAGACCUGCUUGGGCUUCAAGUUCCAACUCUUCAUCGUUUCUCUUGUGUUUUGAGUGUUCCAUCUAUGUCAUAAUAUUCUGUGUUAUGUUGUACGUACUCUGUAUAUACUUGAGCACAUUUAAAUUUCUCUUAUGUGAAUUUGUACAAUGGCAUUUUACUAUCUGAAAUUAUGUUGUGGGCUUUAAAAAAUAAUAAUACCAUAUACUUAAAUAUGUGAAAUGAUUGGCUCUACUAUUGGUUUAUAAGUCUACAUAUCAAUAAGAUUCCGUUUAC